AUCCAGUGCGCCGUAUCAAUUCAACAUAACACAACUCGAUACACUUUAUCGGCACCUUCGCACCUAUUGCGCAAGAACACCUUCUCUACAAUGGUGAAGCACAAGAGUCGAGAGUCGAGCAGCUCUUCAGGUGGAACGCCGUACGAGGGCACGCUGCGAAAUACUUGCAAGGUCAACUACAGCGAUACCGAAGCCCCCGAGAUAGUAGAUCCAGGCCGCGGCGUCGAUCCGCCUGUUGAUGUCGGAGCAAGCGAGGCAAUGCCUGCUCAAGCAGCUUACAUAGUUCCCGUACCCGGUAGCUCCAAAAACGUGCCGAGAGGCCCGAUCAACACUUGGGUCGUAGAAAGAGAGUCCCUCGACUACCUGAAUCACGCCCACCUCACCGCCCACCUGACCUCUCUCCUGGCAUCUUGCACCCACCGCGCCUCGCUCUUCGCGGCCGCAAUCCAGCGCUUCGAAAUAUACCUCCAAUUCUUCGUCUCGACCUGCGCCUCCGCACACCCAGCCGGGACCGCGGACGUCCUCGCCACACUCCGCGCAGCAACCCAUAUGGGCGAUGAGGUGUUCCUCCUGCGUCGGGACUACACCAUCGCUGUCACAAUGCUGAGGUACUUCGUCGCGGGCUUGCUGCAGCGUUUGUUCCAGGGGAGUGAGGUUAGAGACAGGGACACGAUGGCGUUCAACGAGUUGUCAAGGGUGUAUGAGGAGGCGGAGUAUGGGAUUAGGGACACUAUCGAGGAUUUUGCUCAUGGGAAGGCGGAAGGAGGUGUGAGUGAGAGGUUGGGGGUGUACAUGGAGGCGUUCAAGCGGAGGGGGGAGAUAUUGGGGGCGCAGCAGGGGAGACUGGAGGGGCUGGCAAGGGACUGUUUGGUGGAGUUUGGGAAGGGCGGUGUGGGUGUAGAGGACAUUGCGGCGGUACCGUCGUAG
Molecule: messenger RNA, 927 nt
Organism: Paraphaeosphaeria sporulosa
Lineage: Eukaryota; Fungi; Ascomycota; Dothideomycetes; Pleosporales; Didymosphaeriaceae
Exons: 3
Coding region: 91-927 (278 amino acids)
Source: RefSeq, a predicted model, not a curated record